AUGGGUUCAAAACGGAGACGGGCUACUUCUCCGUCCAGCAGUGUCAGUGGAGGGGAUUUUGAGGACAGCCAAACUCCCCCAGUGCCCUCAACGAGUCGUAAGAGGCGAAGGACAGCAAAUAUUCCAACUGUCGACCCAAUUGCCGUGUGCCAUGAACUUUAUAACACUAUCCGAGACUACAAGGAUGACCAAGGCAGGAUGCUGUGUGAGCUGUUCAUUAGGGCACCUAAAAGGAGGAACCAGCCAGACUACUAUGAUGUGGUGUCUCAACCUAUUGACAUGAUGAAAAUCCAACAGAAACUGAAGAUGGAAGAGUAUGAUGAUGUAGAACAGCUUACAUCUGAUUUUCAGCUCCUGUUCAACAAUGCAAAGACAUACUACAAACCUGACACUCCAGAAUACCGUGCUGCCUGUAAGUUGUGGGACCUGUAUGUACGCACAAAGAAUGAGUUUGUUCAGCGGGGGGAGUAUGAUGAAGAUGAUGAGGAUGGUGAUGAUGCACAGGAGAACCCAGGAGCUGCCACCGAAGAGGAGCCUACACCAAACUGUCUGAAAGAUGUCCUGGAACAGCUGCUUGAUGCAGUGGUGUCAUAUACAGAACCUUCUGGAAGGCUUGUCAGUGAGCUUUUUCAGAGACUGCCCUCUAAAGUGCAAUAUCCUGACUACUAUGCCAUUAUAAAGGAGCCAAUAGAUCUUAAGACCAUAGCCCAAAGAAUACAGAUGGGCUAUUACAAAAGUGUGCACCAUAUGGCCAAGGAUAUUGACCUCCUGGUAAAAAAUGCCAAAACAUAUAAUGAACCUGGGUCUCAAGUAUUUAAGGAUGCUAACACCAUCAAAAGGAUUUUUGCACAGAGGAAAAUGGAUCUCGAGCAUUCUGAGCCAAUCAAAACCAGCAUUCGAAUUCGGAACAGAAGGUCAGCCCAGGGGGACAGGCUCUCUGCCAUCACCACGGCCCUGCAGUACGGAUCUGAGAGUGAUGAGGAUGCCAUUUUAGCAGGUUCGGUGCACUACGAGGAGGGCGAAUCGGAGGCAGAGAGCAUCCAGUCCAGCCUGGACGUAAGCAACCCCAUCUUUCAGAUGUACGAGGCCGUGAGGGGCUGCAGGAACAGCCAAGGCCAGCUCAUGGCAGAGCCCUUUCUACAGCUGCCCUCCAGAAAAGAUUACCCAGACUACUUCCAACAGAUAAACCAGCCCAUCUCCCUACAGCAGAUACGGAUGAAGAUGAAGAAUAACGAAUAUGAGAGCAUCGAGCAGAUUGACGCCGAUCUUAACCUGAUGUUCGAGAACGCUAAGCGUUAUAACGUCCCUCACUCCCCCAUUUACAAGAGGGUCCUCAAACUUCAGCAUAUCCUGCAGAUGAAGAGAAAGGAGCUGUUGAGGAGAGAGGACGAGGACGGGGACAGCAUGCUCUCUUCCACCAUGUCAGACGGCGGCAGUGCCAAGCGUAAGAGUCAUAAAAAGAACACUAAGAAGAAUCGCAUGAAGCAGCUUUACUCUGCUGUGACGGAGGCUCGUGAACCAGGCACAGGACGCAGGCUGUGCGAUCUGUUCAUGGUGAAACCUUCAAAGAAAGACUAUCCAGAUUAUUACAAAAUCAUUCUGGAGCCCGUGGACCUUCGCACCAUCGACCACAACAUCCGCUCUGAUAAGUACUUGAGCGAAGAGUCCAUGAUGGAAGACAUGAAGCUCAUGUUCCGGAAUGCACGCCACUACAACGAAGAAGGUUCCCAGGUGUAUAAUGAUGCCAACAUCCUGGAGAAGAUCUUGAAGGACAAGAGGAGGGAGCUGGGACCAGUGCCAGAUGAGGAUGAUAUUGUCUCACCAAAGCUGAAAAUAAGGAAAAGUGGCAUCUCCCCUAAGAAGUCCAAGUAUCUGACCCCUCUGCAGCAGAAGCUAAAUGAGCUUUACGAGGCUGUGAAAAACUACACCGACAAACGUGGUCGACGCCUCAGCACCAUCUUCCUCCGCCUACCUUCUCGGGCUGAGCUGCCCGACUAUUACGUGGCUAUAAAGAAGCCUGUCGACAUGGAGAAGGUCAAGAGCCACAUGCUUGCCAACAAGUACCAGGAUGUGGAUGCCUUAGUAGAAGACCUGGUUCUGAUGUUCAACAAUGCCUGCACUUACAAUGAACCGGAGUCCCUGAUCUAUAAAGACGCCCUUGUGCUACACAAGGUCCUGCUAGAGACGAGGAGAGAUCUAGAGGGAGGAGAGGACGCCCAUGUCCCAGACGUGCCCCGUCUCAUUCAGGAACUCAUCCGAAGCCUAUUCGUCUCCGUUCUGGGUCACCAGGACGACGAGGGUCGUUGCUAUAGCGACUCGUUGGCCGAGAUACCCGCCAACGACCCCGCCAACCCCGACAGGCCACCUCUUAACUUUGAAAUCAUCAGAGCCAAUGUGGAUAAGGGUCGCUACAAGAGAUUAGAUGUAUUCCAGGACCACAUGUUUGAGGUGCUGGAGAAGGCUAGACGCAUGCACAGGACAGACUCUGAGAUCUUUGAGGAUGCGGUUGAGCUGCAGCAGUUCUUCAUCCGAAUCCGAGACGAGCUGUGUAAGAACGGGGAGAUCCUGCUCAGUCCUGCCCUUAGCUACACCUCCAAGCACCUUCACAGUGACGUAGACAAGGAGAAGAAGGAGAAGCUACCCAAAGAGUUUGAGGAGGACAAGUUGAAGAGAGAGGAAGAGAAAAAAGAGGCGGAGAAGAGCGAGGAGUCGGCGGGCGGGGCAUGGCAGGCGGGACUACAGCGGACGUACAGUCAGGACUGCAGCUUUAAAGACAGCAUGUACCACGUCGGAGACUACGUCUACGUGGAGCCUUCGGAGCUCAACCUGCAGCCGCACAUAGUCUGCAUAGAACGCCUGUGGCAGGACGACGCCGGAGAGAAGUGGUUGUACGGUUGUUGGUUCUACAGACCCAAUGAAACCUUCCAUCUUGCCACACGCAAGUUUCUAGAGAAAGAAGUUUUCAAGAGUGAUUACUACAACAAAGUCCCGGUCAGCAAAAUAAUGGGAAAAUGUGUGGUCAUGUUUGUGAAGGAGUACUUUAAACUUCACCCUGACGGCUUCAGGCCAGAGGAUGUGUACGUUUGUGAGUCUCGGUACUCUGCCAAGACCAAGUCUUUCAAGAAGAUAAAGAUGUGGACGAUGCCUUUGAGCUCAGUUAAGUUUGUCCCUCGCGAUGUGCCAUUGCCCGUGGUCCGAGUUGCCUCCAUGUUUGCCCCAAAGCAUGACAACGAGAAGCCUCCAGACGUGAUUGAGGACAGCAAAGCUGUUCUCUCCAUUAUUGAUAAGGAAAGAGAGGAUGUUCCAGUGGAGAUGAGUAACGGCGAGCCAGGCUGUCAGUACUAUGAACAGUUGUGUUAUAAUGACAUGUGGCUCAAAGUGGGAGACUGCGUCUACAUCCGCUCGCACGGGCUAGUGCGCCACAGAGUGGGAAGGAUUGAGAAGAUGUGGAUGCGGGACGGAGCCGCGUACUUUUUCGGCCCGAUUUUCAUCCAUCCUGAGGAGACAGAGCACGAGCCUACCAAGAUGUUCUACAAAAAAGAAGUGUUCCUUAGCAACCUGGAGGAGGCUUGCCCUAUGACCUGUAUAUCAGGAAAGUGUGCAGUGUCCUCCUUCAAGGACUAUGUUUCAUGCCGGCCGACAGAAGUACCAGAGGAAGACGUUUUGCUCUGUGAGAGCCGUUACAUAGAGAGUGAAAAAAUAAUGAAGAAGUUCAAAGGCCUUAAGCGGUUCUCUUUAUCUGCCAAAGUGGUUGAGGAUGAAAUCUACUAUUUCAGAAAGCUGAUAGUGCCUCAGAAGGAACCAUCUCCUCUCUUGGACAAGAAGAUCGAAGAGUUGGAGGCCAAAUUUGCAGAAAUGACGGAUGAGGAGCUGGAGGAACUGGGAGAAGAUGAUGGGGAGGGCUCAGACGCCCAGUCCAUGCCCCAGUUACAGACUCCGCUGACCAGCGAUUUGGACAUCAUGCCAUACACACCUCCACAGUCCACUCCAAAGUCCAUUAAGGGGAUGUCAAAGAAGGAAGGUGCCAAGAGGAAGAUCAAUAUGAGCGGCUACAUCCUGUUUAGCAGUGAGAUGAGAGCUGUCAUUAAAGCCCAGCACCCAGACUUCUCCUUUGGAGAACUCAGUCGCCUGGUGGGGACAGAGUGGAGGAACCUGGAGGCCUCCAAAAAGGCUGAGUAUGAAGAACGGGCAGCUAAAGUGGCAGAGCAGCAGGAGCGAGAGAGGGCGGCCCAACUACAGAACUCCCCGAGAGCAGGUACCCCUGUAGGGGCGCUCAUGGGGGUAGUGCCUCCUCCGACCCCCAUGGGGAUGCUUAACCCCAGCAUGACGCCUGUGUCAGGCAUGAUGGGUACGUAUGGGCCGCCUAUGCUGCCUCUGCAGGGCCCUGUUGACGGAAUGGUUAGUAUGGCCCCCAUGCCGCCACAUCACAUGGGGAUGCCUGCCUUACCAUAUCACCUUCCACCGGGUAUGCCCAGGUUCCCUGGCAUGCCAUACCCGGGUAUGAAUGGAGUGGCUGGCAAUUCCGGAGCAAACUCCUAUGGAAUUCAGAUGGGAAUGAUGGGUCAAGGCCAGCAGGCACCUCCACCGUACCCAGGUCAGGGUCAGGUCGGUCAGCCUGCGCUCCAGCAGCCCUCCACCCCUAUAUUCGUGACCCCACCACCCAAGUCUCAGCGUGUCCUCCACUCAGAAGCCUACCUGAGAUACAUAGAGGGGCUUAAUGCCGAGUCCUCUACUGUCAGCAAGUGGGACCAAACUCUGUCUGCCCGAAGGAAAGACGUUCGGCUCACGAAGGAACAAGAGAGCCGACUGCCGUCUCAUUGGCUGAAGAGUAAAGGGGCCCACACCACCAUGGCCGACGCUCUGUGGAGACUGCGAGAUCUGAUGCUGCGGGACACGCUAAACAUUCGCCAGACUUACAGCUUACACAAUAUCUGA
Chanos chanos (milkfish) is the source of this 4935-nucleotide messenger RNA. It is a transcript of the gene pbrm1, whose product is annotated as polybromo 1. Gene Ontology annotation, cellular component: RSC-type complex; SWI/SNF complex. Gene Ontology annotation, molecular function: chromatin binding; protein binding. NCBI's taxonomy places the organism in Eukaryota, Metazoa, Chordata, Actinopteri, Gonorynchiformes, Chanidae. Gene Ontology annotation, biological process: transcription elongation by RNA polymerase II; chromatin remodeling. The record is from RefSeq and is a predicted model, not a curated record.